Molecule: messenger RNA, 2110 nt
Organism: Nezara viridula (southern green stink bug)
Lineage: Eukaryota; Metazoa; Arthropoda; Insecta; Hemiptera; Pentatomidae
Source: the annotation of a GenBank genome assembly
AAUUGAGACGUUGCAGCCAAGAUGGAAGGAAGAAGAAUGAAUGACAGUUGUAGACGAACUGUUUAUCCCCGAUUAGGGACUGAUAGUGGUUGGGAUUUCCCACUCAGGGUCAUUAUAAAUGCUGGCUUCAAACCAGUUCCACACCAGCAAGAUGCGUGCCUUGUUACUAGUCGUUUCGCUCCAUGUAUCUCAUGUCUUCUGUGAUCUGAGAGAAAGGAGAGCGGUGGGAUGCACUGGGCCUUCAUUUCGUUGUUCAAAUGGGGAAUGCAUUUCAUCUACUUCUGUAUGUGAUGGUGCAGUAGAUUGUAGAGAUCGUAGUGAUGAAACGCAAGCUGUUUGUACUGAACUUAAUUUACCAUGCCCUUCAUUCGCAUUCCGAUGUGCUUAUGGAGCUUGUGUCGACAAAUCUACUAUUUGUAAUGGAAUCCAAGACUGUGCUGAUAAUUCUGAUGAACUUUUACCCCAGUGUGUUAAAUCAAAUCCCAUUGCUAAAAAAUGCAAGCAAUAUGAAUUUCAGUGCGACUCUGGGCAGUGUGUCGAUGAAGUUUCGGUUUGUGAUGGAACCAGUGACUGUGUUGAUGAGUCUGAUGAAACAAUUACCCAAUGUAUUAAUAUUAGAUGCCCAGCAUACACCUUCCAGUGUGCUUAUGGUGGAUGUAUCGAUAAAAUAAAGAAAUGUGAUGGUAAAGAAGACUGCAAAGAUGGUUCUGAUGAAGACACCGAGCUUUGUAAGGCAAGUAAGCCGAGGCAGAAUAGUACAACAACUGUAAGGCCUACUCCACCUCGUCGUAAGAAACCAACAGACUUUAGAGGUGGCUGCCCAUUGCCUGAACAACCUGAAAAUGGAAGUUAUGAAGUAACUGGCUGUAACGAAGCUGAUUUCAGCUCCAAGUGCCGUAAAGUUCCCGACACUAUUGUCAGCAGCGAUUCAUCCUUGAAAUAUUCAUGCAAUCCUGGUUACGUUUUACCAGAAAACACCUACCGCAUAUUUUGCAGUGAGGGUACUUGGGAACCUACGCCUCCUCGUUGUCUAAAGUUGUGUAAGGGAUUACAUUCAGAUUCAUUGGAUUUAGAAUGUUAUUACCGAGGCAGUAAAAUUGACUGUGGUCAACCCAUGAGACCAGGAACUGAACUCAAAGCUACCUGUAAACAAACGUACCACAUCGGUGAUCCCUCAACUUCUUUCACGAUAACGCAAUGUUUGGCCGAUGGUACUUGGGCCAACGAACUGUACAAGUGUGUUCCAGAUUGCGGCAUCAGGAAUCCGAUAAAUAAAAUAACGCCUGCUAUCAAAGGAGGUAUGAAGACUAAACAGUCGGAAUACCCAUGGCACGCUGGAUUGUAUCAAGAUGAUGGAGAUGAUGUUUCUUACAUCUGUGGUGGAACGAUCGUCCAUCCCAAAGCUGUACUCACUGCUGCCCAUUGUGUAUACAACGAAACAAGGAAUAGCAUGAUAGAUGCAAGACUGCUGAAAGUUGCCGUCGGAAAGUACAGAAGCAAUUGGAACAUCAAAGAGGGUACUGAACAAAAAUUUUCGGUAAAAGAGAUAAUUAUUCGAGAUAAAUACGUCGGGAAGAGUAACAGAUUUGAGCAGGACAUUGCCAUACUUGACCUCAAGUCAAUAAUCUUGCUCAGCACCGCUGUCAUGCCAGUUUGUUUUGACAGAGGUGAAAGUUUAAGUUUAUACCAAGGAUUGAAAGCAGUUGGUACUGUUGUAGGUUGGGGUAUUACUGAUAAUGGUGAUAUAAGUGAUGCAUUGUUAGUCGCUACAUUUCCUAUUCUGGAUUUUCAUGACUGCCGUGUAAAAGCUGAUAACUCUUUUUCCUUCUAUAUCACUUACGAUAAAUUUUGUGCAGGAUUAUCAAAUGGUACCAGCGUUCAACAAGGAGACAGUGGUGGUGGGCUAACAUUUCCCAGAUUUAGCAAUGGAGUCGAACAGCAUUUUAUUUAUGGAAUUGUUAGUUUAAAGCCAAAAAAUUCUGAUGAUAUAGCUGCAUUUACGAACAUUACUGAACAUAUGGAAUGGAUCGAUAGAGUUCUAAAUGCAAUCAAAAGUUCUAAAACUUUAAAUUAAUAUUUAUUCCCCUUUAGUAUGGUAAUGAAAACUUAA